This is a messenger RNA of Eruca vesicaria subsp. sativa (arugula), 1092 nucleotides long. NCBI's taxonomy places the organism in Eukaryota, Viridiplantae, Streptophyta, Magnoliopsida, Brassicales, Brassicaceae. The record is from the annotation of a GenBank genome assembly.
GACAUAUAAAAAGAACUCUAGAACAUGUUGGUACAAAAAGUAAAGCCCAACAAAGAGAGUAGAAAAAAUAAUAAGGCAAAGACUUGCGUAAACGUAGCUCUCGAACCUCAUACUCAUCGUUUUCGUAUGUGUUUUGUAGACCAAACAAACAAUCUUCCUUUCACAGUUCAUAAAAUAUAAAACAAUACCUCCUUCGAAAUCUCUGUCUCUUAUAUAUAAUAUAACCCAUAUCUGACGCUUAUGUCCACAGAAACUGGUGUUCCUCUCCGUCGCAGAUCUAACUCUCUUAACGGACAUCACACUAACGACGUCGCUUUUGACGGAACCGUCUCAUCAAUGGAGAGCAUUGUUAAGAAAACAGACGACGGCUACGCCAAUGUAGUAGGAAAGGCGUCGUUUAUGACAUGGACGGCGCGUGACGCUAUCUACGUGGCGAGAGUCCAUUGGAUACCGUGUGUGUUCGCGGUUGGAGUUCUGUUCUUCAUGGGCGUCGAGUAUACGCUUCAGAUGAUUCCCGCCAGGUCUGAGCCGUUCGAUGUUGGGUUUGUAGCCACGCGCUCUCUGAACCGCGUCUUGGCAAAUUCACCUGAUCUUAACACCGUCUUAGCCGCACUAAACACGGUGUUCGUAGCGAUGCAAACGACGUAUAUUGUCUGGACAUGGUUGAUGGAAGGAAGACCACGAGCCACCAUCUCGGCUUGCUUCAUGUUCACUUGUCGCGGUAUUCUUGGUUACUCUACUCAGCUCCCUCUCCCUCAGGAGUUUUUAGGAUCAGGAGUGGAUUUUCCAGUGGGAAACGUCUCAUUCUUCCUCUUCUACUCGGGACAUGUCGCCGGUUCGAUGAUAGCGUCCUUAGACAUGAGGAGAAUGCAAAGGUUGAGACUGGCGAUGCUUUUUGACAUCCUGAAUGUAUUACAAUCGAUUAGGCUGCUUGGGACGAGAGGACACUACACGAUCGAUCUUGCAGUUGGAGUUGGCGCUGGGAUUCUCUUUGACUCGUUGGCUGGGAAGUACGAAGAGAUGAUGAGCAAGAGACACAAUUUAUUAGGCAAUGGUUUUAGUUUAAUUUCUAAAGACUCGCUAGUCAAUUAA